Batrachochytrium dendrobatidis JAM81 is the source of this 1044-nucleotide messenger RNA. RefSeq names its product F-actin-capping protein subunit beta. The record is from RefSeq and is a predicted model, not a curated record. The transcript has 6 exons. Gene Ontology annotation, cellular component: cytoplasm; F-actin capping protein complex. Gene Ontology annotation, biological process: actin cytoskeleton organization; cell morphogenesis; barbed-end actin filament capping. The coding region runs from base 61 to 864 and encodes 267 amino acids. Gene Ontology annotation, molecular function: actin filament binding. NCBI's taxonomy places the organism in Eukaryota, Fungi, Chytridiomycota, Chytridiomycetes, Rhizophydiales.
CACCUUCCGCUUUGUUUUCAGUUUAUAUCUAAACCCCUGGACUACUAAUAGCUUUGAACUAUGGCAGACCAACUCGACUGUGCUCUAGACUUGAUGCGUCGUCAACCUCCUUCAAAAACCACUCAGAACUUGGCCAAACUCAUUCAGCUCGUGCCUGACCUUACUGAAGAUCUCUUGACUUCGGUUGAUCAACCCCUCAAGGUUGAAAAAUGUGUUCGUACUGGCAAAGAUUUCCUAUUGUGCGACUAUAACAGAGACGGCGACUCUCAUAGGUCACCUUGGUCUAAUGAGUAUCAGCCACCAAAUGCUGAUGGUAUUCGACCAUCAGCCAAACUCCAAAAACUCGAAACUGCUGCCAAUGAUGCAUUCGAUACUUAUCGUGACUUAUACUUUGGUGGAGGUGCAUCUUCUGUAUAUCUUUGGGAUCUGGAGGAUGGUUUUGCGGGAGUAGUUCUUAUCAAAAAGACCAUCGAUGACAGAUCUGAGUCUGGGUCAUGGGACUCGAUCCAUGUAUUGGAAGUCACAGAAAAGGCAAAGGCUGCCAGAUACAGAAUCACAUCAACAGUUAUGCUGCAAAUUAUUUCUACCAAAACAGAAAAGACACCAGCUGUUGAUCUUAGUGGAAGCAUUACCAGAUUGACUGAGCAGGAGCUUCCAGUUGACACAUAUAUCGGUCAUAUUGCCAACAUUGGCCGCUUGGUGGAAGACAUGGAGUUCAAGAUGCGCGAUAACAUUUUGCAGAUAUAUUUUGGAAAAACAAAGGAUAUUGUCAAUGAUCUUCGAUCCAUCAAGGACCUAGAGGCUGUCAAAAAGCAAGAUGCUUUGCGUGCACAACUUGCUGGCAAACUUGCUGAACGCAAAUGAACUUAUUGCAGCAAUUUUCCCUUAUAUCGACUAUUGUUGGCGAUUUAUUUGGACAUGUAGGGAUUUGAAAAACUUGUCAAAGUGAUUAGGACUUUAAUCACUUUAGGUUUCAAUAUCAAAAAACUGGACAAAUGCAUUGAUCACAGCUACAAUUCCAAUAAUAUGAAAUCAUUUUGACGU